AUGGACCAGGUCGAGGAAGCUAUGUUACUUUUCAGAAAGAUGAUUGAGUCUGCUGUCGUUCCAAAUGAUGUUACUGUGUUAACUAUGCUUUCACUUGGUGCACGUUUUGGACACCUCUGUCAUGGAAGGGAGAUGCACUGCUACAUUCUCAAGCAUGGAUUAACUGGCUCUAACUUACUGCAGAAUUCACUUGUGGACAUGUACUCAAAGUCUAGACAGAUGGCAGCUGCCCACAGAGUGUUUGACCAGAUGCAAUGUCAAGAUAGGCACGCCUACACUUCAUUGAUUUUGGGCUAUGGAAUGCAAAGAGAGGGUCUUGUAUCACUGGAGCUCUUUGAUAAGAUGAUUGCCAACAAUAUCAAGGUGGACCAUGUAACUAUGGUUGCUGUUCUGUCAGCAUGCAGCCACUCUGGGCUGGUAACUCAAGGGCAACUAAGGUUUGCUGAGAUGAUUGAUGUAUUUUGCAUUGCACCAAGGGUGGAGCAUUUUUCUUGCAUGGUCGAUUUGUACUGCCGUGAAGGUUUGCUGAAGAUGGCUGAGGAGAUGAUUAACAGGAUGCCAUUCCAGCCAACUGCUGCAAUGUUGGCAACUCUAAUUGAGGCUUGCGGAAUCCAUGGCAAAACAGAAAUUGGGGAUCGAGCUGCAAAGAGGCUGCUGGCAAUGAGGACGAACAACCCUGGUCACUACAAAUUGAUUGCAAACAUGUAUAUAUCAGCAAAACGCUGGCCAGAACUAGCUAAGGUUAGAUCUUUAAUGAGCGGGAUGGAGCUAAAUAUGAUUCCAACUCAUUCCUUACUGGAGUCAGAAUAUGGCGAAUGUCCAGUUGAACAAGAUUAUUGCUUAAACCGCAGUAUGCCUGGAUGCUUGUCUGAUGACAUGACAGAUACUGAUUUCUCUAGUAGUGAGGAAGUGAAAUUUAAUGAAGCUUUUGGUGGGUAA
Molecule: messenger RNA, 939 nt
Organism: Setaria italica (foxtail millet)
Lineage: Eukaryota; Viridiplantae; Streptophyta; Magnoliopsida; Poales; Poaceae
Product: pentatricopeptide repeat-containing protein At1g71490-like
Exons: 1
Coding region: 1-939 (312 amino acids)
Biological process (GO): RNA modification
Molecular function (GO): RNA binding; protein binding
Source: RefSeq, a predicted model, not a curated record